AUGCAGAGCGCCGGCGUCGCGUCCGAUGCACGCGCACAUGCGUCGUCCGGCGCGAUGCUUGCGCUGUUGUGCGUAUUGUGGUACCUGAGCUCUGCACUCUCUUCGAAUACGUCGAAAGGCCUGCUCUCUGUGGGCCACCGGCGCGCGGACCCGGCGGAGCGCGCGCUUUUCCCCUACCCCAUGACGCUGACGCUUGUGCAUUUUGUGUUUGUGAAUGUGUUCUGCUACCUGGGAACGUGCCGCUCGCUCCUGCGGAGCUACACGCUUGCGCGGCGGCUUGUGCGGAUAAGCUGGGCGCAGCAGCGCGAGGUUGCGCAGAUCAGCGUAUUUAAUGUCGUGGGACACGCGCUGAGCUCGCUCGCGAUCAGCCGCGUGCCCGUGAGCAUGGUACACACGAUCAAAGCGCUGUCACCGUUAUUUACGGUGCUGUCGUACGUGUACCUAUUUAAUGUAUCGUACUCGUCCCAAAUCUACGUCUCGCUGGUGCCGCUCAUGCUCGGCGUUGUGCUCGCGUGCAGUUCGCUUUCGAGCAGCGCGGACGACGUCGUGGGCUUUGCAGCGGCGCUCGGCAGCACCUUUAUCUUUGUCGUGCAGAACAUCUAUUCGAAGAACCUGCUCAAGCCCGCGGCGGUGCAGACAGCCGCACCGAUGAAACUGGACAAAAUUAAUAUCAUGUUCUACUCGAGUGCAUGGUCCAUCGUGCUGAUGCUCCCGCUGUGCAUCUACCACGACAUACCACGCAUGGCGGCACAAGCGCGUCCACUCACGCUCCAUGCUCUAUACCUUUUGUUCGCAAACGGCGUGGUGCACUUUGCACAAAACUUGCUCGCCUUCCAAGUCCUCGCACACGUCUCGCCGGUCACGUACAGCAUCGCGAACCUGUUUAAGCGUGUGUUUGUGAUCCUCAUUGCCAUUGUAUGGUUUGGGCAGUCGGUGACGCACAUGCAGUGGGUAGGCAUUGCACUCACGUUCCUUGGCCUGUACCUCUACAACCAGGCCAAGAUUGGAACGCAGGCGCCACGCGAAGCAGACACAUUGCCGAUGCACGAGACCCGCAACCCGAUCUCGCGGCACGCCCUGCUCCACCUCGGCGCGCGCGAAGAUGUGCAGGCGCAGGCGCGUGCCCGGCCUCGUCUCGCCAACUUCGCGUCCGACACGGCCACGCGUUAUUUUUCGCUUCCCCCGCAAUAG
Malassezia vespertilionis is the source of this 1191-nucleotide messenger RNA. RefSeq lists its product as uncharacterized. Gene Ontology annotation, biological process: phosphoenolpyruvate transmembrane import into Golgi lumen. Lineage: Eukaryota; Fungi; Basidiomycota; Malasseziomycetes; Malasseziales; Malasseziaceae. The transcript has a single exon. Gene Ontology annotation, molecular function: antiporter activity; phosphoenolpyruvate transmembrane transporter activity. Bases 1 to 1191 code for a protein of 396 amino acids. Gene Ontology annotation, cellular component: endoplasmic reticulum; Golgi apparatus. The record is from RefSeq and is a predicted model, not a curated record.